Molecule: messenger RNA, 2080 nt
Organism: Macroventuria anomochaeta
Lineage: Eukaryota; Fungi; Ascomycota; Dothideomycetes; Pleosporales; Didymellaceae
Product: MFS general substrate transporter
Exons: 4
Coding region: 320-1777 (485 amino acids)
Biological process (GO): transmembrane transport
Cellular component (GO): membrane
Molecular function (GO): transmembrane transporter activity
Source: RefSeq, a predicted model, not a curated record
GUUGUCCAUCCGUAUUCGGCGUCUGCCUGAUCUUCCGCCAUCGCAGCUCGGCAUGAUAAUGGUAAUCACGCCUUCACCCCACAGGUUGACGGUAUUCGCCAUGUGGCAGCCAGCUUGGCUGUCGUGCUCACUACCCUGUCCAUGCUCAGCGUUGAGAUUAUCUGGCGUGAGUCUAGAGCUCGGCAUGAGUUGCGCACAAAGUUAACAUCAGCCUUGUUUCUGCGCUGGGACCAAGUUGUGCGAGUGUGGACAUACAUAAGGUUGCAAUAACGCAUGCAAUGCGAUGAGGUAUCGAAGAGCUUAACGUCGUCCAGUCCCAAUGUCUAUACCAAGCAAGGACCGCAAAUGGUACCAGAUACGUUGGUUUCAGGACUAUGAUACGCCAGAGGAGCGUAAGCUGAUUGCGAAACUUGAUUUUCUAAUCGUGCCUUAUGUAUUCUUGGCCUAUUGGGUCAAGUACAUUGAUCAAGCCAACAUCAACAACGCCUACGUAGCUGGCCUCAAAGAAGACCUUGGCUUUCAAGGAAAUGAGCUGGUGCGCCUCCAGACAAUGUAUGUGGUGGGGACAGUAGUUGGCCAGUUGCCGUUCAUGUACCUGUUCACACGCAUUCCCAUGUUCUACCUGAUACCGUUCCUUGAUGUAGCUUGGGGUAUAUUCACCCUGCUUCAAUACCGAGUACACUCGUUUGCAGAGUUGGCAGCGUACAGGUUCUUGGUGGGCUUGUUCGAGGCUGCCUUCUUCCCCGCUAUUCACUACAUCUUUGGUUCUUGGUACCGUGGCGACGAGAUUGGUCGUCGUGGUGGUUUCUUCUACGUUGGCCUGACCCUGGGUACCCUCACUGCAGCUUUGAUCCAGUCUGGGGCGACAUCACGGUUGGAUGGCGUCCACGGUCUGGCUGGAUGGCGGUGGAUGUAUAUCAUAUGCGCUAUCAUCACCAUCCCCAUCGGUCUUCUUGGACUGUGCGUCCUUCCUGGUACGCCUGAGAAGCCCAACAAACUCGUUUUGACCGAUCACGACGUCGAGCUCGCGAAACACAGACUGCAGCGGGCUGGUCACAGUGUGAAGGGCGACGUUACCAUUCAGACGUUUGUCAAGAUCGCCAAAUCACCACUCGUUUGGGCCUUCCUGUUGCUAGAUGUCUUUUUCUGGAAUGGUUCCCUCAACACGUCGUCCGGAGGCUACUUGUUAUGGCUGAAGAGUUUAAAUCGGUACUCUAAGUCACGGAUCAACGAAUUGGGUGCUAUUCCGCCAGGUCUGGGAAUCUUCUACACGCUGGCCGUUUGCUUCGCUUCGGAUUUGUUUCUAGGACCUGCGUGGGCUAUUACAGUUUCUCAUAUCUGGAACAUCAUCGGUGUUAUAAUUCUCACCAUCUGGGACCUGCCGGAGCCAGCCAUAUGGUUUGCUUUCAUGACCACAUACUCAGCUGUGGCUAUGUCAAGCGUAUUGUAUGGAUGGAUCAACAGCCAACUUAGCUAUUCGCCAGCAGAACGAGCAGUUGCGUUGGUGCUUGCCAAUACUUUGGCGCAGUCUACCACUGCGUGGACUCCACUCUUGGUUUUCAAAACCGUGGAGGGGCCCAGGUUUCCAAAAGGAUGGGCUUUCGUGCUUUCGAACGCUGUCUGUCUGAUCAUAUUGGCACACGUCAUCAAAGCGUAUAUCAAGAAGAAACCAAGCAAGCAAGGAGCUGUGUCGGACGACGAAAGCGUAGGCUCAAUUCAAGAGACGGUCCAUGCGCAUAACCCAAAGAUUUUGCCCGUUACAGAAGGUCCAGCCUGAGUCUCAUAGAGCGAAGAAUAUCUUGCUCAGCCUCCUGUACUAUUUAUUCCGCCCUCGUCGGAAACCACGUGGCUUCACUACCUUUGGAAUCUUUGGACACGGCUGGGAAAGGCCUAACGCAUCUAGAUGACAACUAAAAAGCACACACUGUGAACUCCAAAUAUAAACGGAAGUCUCAUGUUUGCAUAUAUCUGUAUAAGCUGCUCAUGACUCUGGGACUUCUGGACAAAUUCUUGUGCAGACGUCAUCAAUCCGUGAUGCCCGUAGUUAGUGCGCUCUUUACCGCUCAAGCCUUAUGUACCG